AUGUAUGGCGUGGAAGAUGCAGACUUGCUUGGGCGUGCCGCUGAUCUCAACGAGAUUGUUCAAGAGAUAGUCACUCGGGCACCCAAAGUCGCUCCAAAAUCAAUGAAAGCUAUAAUGCAACCGCAGGUAUCAGCGCGCACUCAAAGCGGAGACAUCUUUGAAGAAAUGAAACAGAAAAAUGCCGAACGCGAGAAGAGAAUACAAGAGAACCAGAAAAUACUCCGCGGAAGUGACACGCAGCGGAAGGCCAAGUUGCUUCAAGAAACCUUUGAUUGUGACUUCGAGGAAGACACAGUUGACGACUUCAUAGAGGUGUUCAAGCGAUACAAGGAAGAGAUUGGUAUAGAACAGCCGGGAGACAGAUCUUCACGACAGAAGACAGCGAAGGAAGUUCUUGCCAAAACCUUUAUGGCAAGAAGGACAUCUGAUCAGCAUCAGCUGGAAUUCUCUUCUGAAGAAGACGGGUUUGGUGAUAUUGCACGUUUCAUUGAUGAAGAGGAACUUGACGAAAUGGAUGUGUUAAGACACACCAGCUCCCACGCGCAGAAUAGCGAUGAGGAACAGGGCGAAUAUGAUGGAAACGAAAGCGCGAGCAGCGAGGAGAAACAGGCAGACAUGCUCAAGAAUGCUGUCCAGGUCUUGUUAAGAGGGGUGAAGCAGACUGGACGAACAGGCCGGUUCAGGGCGGAUGACUUUUUAGCCAAGAGUACUGAAAAUGCCAUUGACGAUUCAGAUAUUCUUUCACAGUUCUCGCAGAUCACUGAGGCCCUUCAAGCUCUUGUGGUUGAGUCCAAAGACGCUGGGACUAAUGGGACCGGUCGCAAGUUCUUCUCGACGCAAGAGGUCGUUGAUAAGGUGAAGGUUAUGCGACAUGAAGCAGAUCCGUCAGCUUCACAGAAACCCCCACCACCUCCAGGCAUAGCAGCACUUAAAAAACCAUCGGGUGCUUUGGGCGCAGCGCCACCACCACCGCCGCCAGCCUCUGGUUUACCGGGACUAAAACCUGCAGGUGGACAAGGGUCUGUAGGACCUCCGCCUCCGCCGCCCCCGCCGCCGCCCCGCCCUCCUAGCGGUGCAGGAAGCACAGGUACUGGAAAAGGACCUCCUCCUCCUCCGCCUCCACCACCAAGUUUCGGCGGUGCAAAAUCGGCCUUACCUGUUGCACCACCUCCACCCCCGAGUAUGAAACCAGGUGGUGCACCGCCACCUCCGCCGCCUCCUAUGGGCGGCCUUAGAAAGCCUGCUCCUGCCCCACCACCGAUGGGCAAGUUACGGCCUCCAAGUAAAGCGCCAGGCCUACUACCUCCAAAAGGACCUUUGGGGCCACCGGGCGCUCCUGGGGCUCCUUCAACGGGUCCUCCAUCAGUCAUAACUCCGAAGAGAAAUGAUACUAAACGGCUAAACUGGAACACUAUUUCAAAUAUGAAGGUGAACAAGACACUUUAUGCGAAAAAGGAAUUCCUGGAUGCAGUUUCCCUGGAUGACGAAACUCAAAAGGAGCUUCUUGAGAAAUUCAGCAGUCGACCACCACCUAAAGUUUUCACAGACUCGGAUGGUGACAAGAGCAAGGACGACACAAAGGGUCCGGUGACUGCAGGUAUUUUAGAUCAAAAACGAAUGACAAAUACGCUAAUCAUGCUGCGCAAGUUCAAGUGUGCACCGAAGGCGAUCACGCUGGCAGUCGGAAAACUUGACCCUUUGGGUGAACAACUAUCAUUCGAGAAUGUCAAUGCGCUUUGUGCGAACGAAUUCAAAUCUGAGGAGCUUGAAAUGGCGAAGAAUUUCGCUGCUCCAGAGGAAGAAGUUGAAAAGCUGAACCCCGCCGAAAAUUUCGCGUACCACGUUGCGCGAGUACCGCGGUGGACAAUGAAAGUUCGCACGAUGCUGACAAUGAGGACAGCAACUGAAGUUGAAGGGGAAAUCAAGACGUCAUUGGAAACAGUGAUUACCGCUUCGAAGGAAGUCUUACAGUCAAAACGCUUUGAGAAAGUGUUGGCCGCGAUUCUGGCCAUCGGUAAUUUCUUAAACGCUGGAACAGCGAAGGGAUCAGCCCGCGGCUUCAGACUUGAAAUCCUCCCGAAGCUGUCUGAAACGAAGGGACGGGACCGAGGCUUCAAUCUACUUCACUAUAUAACUGACUUGCUUGAAAAGAAGGAUCCUGAUGCGUUGUUGUUUCCGGAGGAUAUGAAGACGGUCGCCAAGGCGAAGCGAAUAUCAAAGGAAGACGUUGGAAGGGAGCUUUCCGCUUUUCAACGAGCCGUUGCCGUGAUGGGCCGUGAGAUUACAGCGAUGGUAAAAGAGCAGGAGAUGGAUGGCGGGGACCCCAAUGUUUCUCUUCCGAGCACACCACCACCGCCAAAAACCUCUCGUCGUUCGUCAAAUCUAUCCGAAUCGAUGUUGUCAGCCCCUGCUCUAUCCCCAAACUCACAACGGGAGAAGGAUCCAGAGACUGUGGCUAACGAGGAGGACGCCGUGGACAGUACGCCUAAGAAGGGCACCUCUCAACGGACGGAGAAUAACGCCCUGGCCGUAGCAAAAGGAAUGUACACAAAGGCUGAGACGGCAGUGGCAGAAUUGCAAACACUACAAGAAGAAAUGCUGCGAAAGUUUUCCAAUUUGGCGGUGCAUCUUGGAGAUGAACCCAAGUCAGCAAAAACAGAGGACUUCUUCGGGACGUUGUUCAACUUUAUCAAUUCUUUCGAACAGAGUGUCAAAGAUAACAGAGAACGGAUAGAAGAGACCGCCCGGAAAGAACGUAUCGCAACACGUCACGCUGAAGAUAGCGAAAGACGACGCUUACGGUCAGCCGAAAAGGCAAAGCAAGCUCACACGGAGUCCCCAGAUUUGAGCCCCGUGGCCGUCUCACUUGAAAAUAAGGGAGGCAUGGAAAUGGCUCUAUCGCGGAAUUCUUCCUCACCAACUGCUAACUCAAGCGAACCUAACCAAGCAAUCACGCCCCCACAAUAAAUAUAAAUCUCCUUUUCGAAGAGAAGAGUAUCAUUUGCGUGAGAAAUACUAGGGCUCAGCGCUCGGUAAUAUUCGUGUUUCAAGCUGUCGUCGAAUUCUCAGAGAUCUUUCGAAUAGGUCUGCAUCAAGCCCAGUCAUGUCUCGACAAAGCCUAGCUUUGAGUAUGAACUAAGAAAAGAGGGUAGACAUUCACGUUAGUAGACACAGAUGAGCGCGAUGCCGGUUGACAGCAAGACGCGGUUCAAAUGACAAACCUUGCCGUUGUCUUUUUCUAGUUCCCCAAGAAACUGAAGCAGCUUCCCCGGACGCAACUGUCCAAAUUCUCCUAGCAUAGAUGCGUCGAUGCGCAAUUCUGCUCCAUGAUAUUCCACUGUUAGUCUGCUUCUGAGGGCAUCCAAACCUUUCACCCUGUAUGCAAUAAGAGCGGUAUUCGCAUGAAUCAGUGAAAACGGGUCGUAAAGUUUCGUUUCAAAAAUUAGAAUCUGGAGUCAAACGGCUGCAAACAUCUGACUCAACAGGGCACGGACUGCUUAUUACCUUCCCAGAAUACGCACAGCAUCGCCGUGAAUAUCGUCUGGGGCCCAGGACCCGAGCUCAGAGAUGUGCAUUAUCCUGCCGCUCUUGAUAGGCGGCAUGUCUCUGGCGGCGGCCAUUUUGAUGCUAGGCGAGACUUAUGUCAUUCAAUGCGUUUCGUACUGCUGUAGCUCAAGGUGGUUCCCGUUUACAAGUCUGUGGGAAGUUUUGACGCUUUUCUUGGCAACCAGUGCGUGUGUAUCGCAAGAUCAUGAUCUACGACAUCUGUGAGAUACCCAGAGGCAGGGCGGGACCAGUACUUGGACACGUGAGUUUUUUGUUGCCCUUUUCCUCAAAAAUUUCGCUUGAUCUUUUCCGUAUCAUACCCUGUUGACAUCCACGUAACAGAGUCUUCUGAAGCAUGCUGCACGCGUAGUACGGGGGAAGGUACAGGCUGGUGCUUAUUGAACACUGCUUAAGGUGCCCCGGAAAUUAUUUGUCCCUGACCUCACCCCUCCGUCUCUCCAAGCAUUUGGGCAUCUGCCGAUUUACUCGGAAACCGGAAGGCCAUCAAGCGCAACUCUAGAUUGGAAUUGCGUGUAGCCGCUGUUGCGUCUUAGUAUUGACACCACCCACUUUUCGAUUGAAACAGGAAGCACUACCUGUACUCUUCGCGAAUCGGUAGCCUCUCAACUCGAUCCAAGCAAUCUCAAUCGACUGUCUCAGCAGUGCAAGUUGUGAUGGAGCGCUUCACCAAAAUUGGAACAGAGUAUAAUGCCCAUGAGAAUGGUGUAUGGGGAUUAGCGGCAUGGAACUCCGGCGAUCGGGAUGCAAUCGGAGAUUUUGUAACAGGCGGAUGCGAUGGCAAACUAAAGGCAUGGCGCUUCAAGACGAAAACAGAGCUUACCAACGACGCGGAAAGUGACACAGAAGAUGCGAAGAACUCCGGGCCCUUCAAACAGCUUGCGACCUUUUCAGGGCAUGCUCUCCCAGUGGUAAAACUAGCCCUCGCGGAUGACGGAGCGACGGCAGCUUCGACAUCACUGGAUGGCACGGUGAAGAUAUGGAAUCUUUCAAUGCACGAUAUCGACCCGAAGACAAUCCAGCGAACGGGAAUGGCCGAGGUAUGGGACGUUGCUAUCUCGCGGGAUGGCAAAGUUGUCAUUACUGGCGGCGCUAACGGGGCCGUACAAGUCAUUGACACUUCGAUUGGGCAGGUAGACGAGACAUUUUCAAUCGGAAAACAGCAGGAGUCGAAGGAUUCAUUGCGGAGAGAGAAUCCGAUGGUCAUGUCUGUGGCGCUCAGCGAAGACGAAAAGCUGAUCGCAGCAGGAGGGCAUGAUGGAUCCGUGACAAUCUUGGACGUGGAAACGGGAAAUAUCGUGAAGGGGGAUAUGGCCAAACACGGGGGGCCAGUGCGAUCGAUAUCAUUUUUGAAGAAUAACUCGCGGCUCUUGCUCACGGCUUCGGAUGACCAGUUGCUGAACAUCUAUGACUUAGACUCUGGGCAUGUCGCAAAGACAUGUCGGGGGCAUGAAGGGUUGGUCCUGAGUGCGGCCGGGUCAGAUGAUUCGGAGUUUAUUGUGAGCGGGGGGAGUGAUAGGACUGUUAAUAUUUGGGAUCGGCGGAUGGGGGAAACUUUGUAUAGCUGCAAGGGACACCGAGAUUCGGUUUGGGGAACGACGUUUGCAAUGAAGGGGAUGAAGACAGUAGCGGUUUCUGAUGAUGGGUCUAUUAGCGCUAUAGAUUGCGGCAACGCAGAAAAAACGUCUGCAUAGCGGCAAGGUUUGAUCAAAGCGAAAUUCAGAGGCACGGAGGGAAGUUCGGUGAGGCGCUAGCACCGAACGCGGACUUCAGCAUAACGAAGCUGGGAAGGUAAUGUGUAAUAAGAUAUCGGGAUGUGUCGACUAGACGAUUCAACUUUAGUGUACAACCCCGUGGAGAAGGUGGCAAAGGGCAAGGUGAGGAGAUGGGCUUAUGGAACUAGCAUGCUAAUAAAUGAGGAACUGGUAUGACGCCUCGGGCGUAGAAGAAA
Chondrus crispus (carragheen) is the source of this 5515-nucleotide messenger RNA. Its product is annotated as Formin-like Protein. The record is from RefSeq and is a predicted model, not a curated record. The transcript has 2 exons. The coding region runs from base 1 to 2967 and encodes 988 amino acids. Lineage: Eukaryota; Rhodophyta; Florideophyceae; Gigartinales; Gigartinaceae.